This is a messenger RNA of Apodemus sylvaticus (European woodmouse), 5803 nucleotides long. RefSeq names its product Wnt family member 5A (gene Wnt5a). Gene Ontology annotation, molecular function: cytokine activity; frizzled binding. Gene Ontology annotation, biological process: canonical Wnt signaling pathway; cell fate commitment; neuron differentiation. Bases 367 to 1509 code for a protein of 380 amino acids. Gene Ontology annotation, cellular component: extracellular region. The record is from RefSeq and is a predicted model, not a curated record. The transcript has 5 exons. NCBI's taxonomy places the organism in Eukaryota, Metazoa, Chordata, Mammalia, Rodentia, Muridae.
ACCGCCGUCGCUGAUGGACGUUAGAGAGGGAGCGCCUCGCCGCGGAACAGUCGCCUGCGCGCCCUCGUCGGACCCGCGGCUCCUGCACUGUGUCCCCGCUCGGCCCUGCGCUAGCUGCUCGCCCGCGCGCGCCGGCGCCCUCUCGGUUCCUGGGCACAUUUCCACGCUAUACCAGCUCCGCAGCCCGAGCCCGGGCGCCAGUGCUCGCUUCCGCUCCGGGUCGCUGCGCCCACCCGACGCGCCCAGGAGGACCCCGCAGCCCUGUUUUGGAUCGUCCCCCAAGGCUUAACCCCUACGCUUCGCUUGGAUUUCUCGGCCGCCUUCGCUCGGGUGGCGACUUCCUCUCCGCGCCCCCUCCCCCUCGCCAUGAAGAAGCCCAUUGGAAUAUUAAGGCCGGGAGUGGCUUUGGGGACCGCUGGAGGUGCCAUGUCUUCCAAGUUCUUCCUAAUGGCUUUGGCCACAUUUUUCUCCUUCGCCCAGGUUGUAAUAGAAGCUAAUUCUUGGUGGUCUCUAGGUAUGAAUAACCCUGUUCAGAUGUCAGAAGUAUAUAUCAUAGGUGCACAGCCUCUCUGCAGCCAACUGGCAGGCCUUUCUCAAGGACAGAAGAAGCUCUGCCACUUGUAUCAGGACCACAUGCAGUACAUUGGAGAAGGUGCGAAGACAGGCAUCAAGGAAUGCCAGUACCAGUUCCGGCAUCGGAGGUGGAACUGCAGCACAGUGGACAACACUUCUGUCUUUGGCAGGGUGAUGCAAAUAGGCAGCCGAGAGACGGCCUUCACGUACGCGGUGAGCGCAGCUGGGGUGGUGAAUGCUAUGAGCCGAGCAUGCCGGGAGGGCGAGUUGUCAACCUGUGGCUGCAGCCGCGCUGCACGCCCCAAGGACCUGCCUCGGGACUGGCUGUGGGGCGGCUGCGGGGACAACAUCGACUAUGGCUACCGCUUCGCCAAGGAAUUUGUGGACGCACGAGAAAGGGAACGAAUCCACGCCAAGGGCUCCUAUGAGAGCGCACGCAUCCUCAUGAAUUUGCACAACAAUGAAGCAGGCCGCAGGACAGUAUACAACCUGGCAGAUGUAGCCUGUAAGUGCCAUGGAGUGUCUGGCUCAUGUAGCCUCAAGACAUGCUGGCUGCAGCUGGCGGACUUCCGAAAGGUGGGCGAUGCCCUCAAGGAGAAGUAUGAUAGCGCAGCGGCCAUGAGGCUCAACAGCCGGGGCAAGCUGGUACAGGUCAACAGCCGCUUCAACUCCCCGACCACGCAGGACCUGGUCUACAUCGACCCAAGUCCGGACUACUGUGUGCGCAACGAGAGCACUGGCUCGCUGGGCACGCAGGGACGCCUGUGCAACAAGACCUCAGAGGGGAUGGACGGCUGCGAGCUCAUGUGCUGUGGGCGUGGCUAUGACCAAUUUAAGACGGUGCAGACAGAACGCUGUCAUUGCAAGUUUCACUGGUGCUGCUAUGUCAAAUGCAAGAAGUGCACGGAGAUUGUGGAUCAGUUCGUGUGCAAAUAGUGGUGUGCCUGCCCAUCACCCAGUCCCACUCCCAGGACCCACUUAUUUAUAGAAAGUACAGUGCUUCUGGUUCUUUUUAUUUCUCCCUGAGAAUUGCAGCUGGAACCAUGUGUUGUUGGGUUUUUUCUCCUCUUUCUGUUACCAUCUAAGAACUCUGUGGUUUAUUAUUAAUAUUAUAAUUAAUAUUUGGCAAUAGCGGGGGAAACUAAGAAAAAUAUUUAUUUUGAGGAUCUUUGCAAAGUUAGUAUAAAACUUCUUUCUGCUGAUGCUACAUGAUAAAGUGGAAAUAACAUGCAUUCAAACUUAGCUGUGCAGUUGGGGUCCACAUCUAGAAGGCGUAGGAACUAUUUUCUCCUCAAACAGAGAGUCCUUUGAGAUGGUUGGUAUCCAGGUGAAAGAGGUGGUACAAAGCUAUGACCUGUGACCAAAAUGAAUUACAGGUGCUCUGGUACAAAAGAUCUUAAAUAUAGAUAUAUGCCAAAAAUACAGAAUAUGAGAUACUCUCUACUUCAGAGGUUCUAGAAUGAACUUAUAGAAGGUAGGAGCAAGAAUCUCAUAUCUUCAUAAACAGGCAUAUCAUGUAUGUUAUAACAUCCCAUCUACAGAUAACUCCAUGCAAGGAUGGGCCUUUUUCUAACAGUUCAUGAAACUUGGGGAGCUGGUAGACUGGGGGAGGGAAGUCCCUAGAAAUUAGAAAACUUGAAAUUCUCUACAUUGAGACCACAAUCUUAUGGUGUUAGCCCAGCUGAUUCUGAAUACCAGACUUUAUGUCCAUGAAGGGAUUUUUGACUAAAAAAAAAAAAUCUUGUUAAGAAAAUCUUAUUUUCUUAUGAAAAAUUACCCAUAUAUCCCCCUUUGCAACUCCCCACCCACACAGGCAACAAGAAAAUCCCAUGUAGUUGAGCACUGAAGAAGGCCAGGACACCUCUGAGGAGAUACAGGGGCAGCCAUCUUCCUCUAUGACCCCAAGCCCUCUCUGGAUUCUCUGCUGGCCUUGCUUCCAAAUGGCAGUGCUGGUGGCUGCUCGGCACUGGUAGGGCAGAAAAUGUACAUGAGGAGCGAUGCUCAAACCCAGCUACUUAGGGAUUGUUCUCUAAGGCUUUUCUUUGGAGGUAUGGUAACUUGGUGUGUUUUGCUGGUAUCAUUGGCCCAAGGAGUCUACAGAGGUGUUGCCGCUGUUUGGUUGUUGUACUCCUGUGUUUAGACCUUCCAUUUGUGCUUUGCCUAGUAUCGUGCAGGUGUACCCUAAAACUGUUUCUAGUGUACUUGAACAGUUGCAUUUAUAAGGGGGGUGUGGUUUAAUGGUGCCUGAUAUCUCAGUUUUUUGUAUAUAACAUAUAUAUAAAUAUACAUAUAUAAAUAUAGAUAUAAUUAUAUCUCAGUGCAGUCUGGGAUUUAGAUUUACAGUUUGCUCUGGGCUUGUUCUAUGCCAGAAGUAUUGUCUUUCAUUGCAGUCCAACUGGGAUUUCUUUUUUUUCCAAAAUUUUUGAGUCUUGACAUUGGCCUGUGACAGGAUCCUACCACGAACACCAGGAAGCAAGCUAAGACUCUGAAGAAGUGCUCAGGGCUCCUGUCCUGAAUGGAUGUUGGUUAGAAAGUAGCCUUUCUGCUUCCUGCCCAGGGCCAGUUUUCCACCCUCUCUUUGGUGUUCUUUGUGGGGAGGGCACUGUGGUUUGCCAUAGUCCUGGACUUUGACAGGCUCCCAGAGCCCAGGAUCACCAGCCUCCUCUCUAUUUGCUUAACUCCCUUCCCAGGAAGGUCUUGUGUCUGUCCCAUCUGACAGGACAGAUCUGAGUUCCCAAAGCAAACCAGCUCACCACAUAGAUAGCUAGUUUAAACAAUGUUUUAAAAUAAGAGCACCUCUGUUUCAAAAGUGACACCUGCUGUGUUGUUUUCGAGGCCCAAUACUCUUUUUCAAGGUUUGAAAAGAUGUAUGUAUCCAUUCUUGGGCUUGGUAGCCUUCUGGUCACCUCAGUCCUGUGGCUCUUAACUUAUUGCCCAACAGUGCUCGUUUCCCCUCAGCUACAGUGAAUUGCAAGCAAAAGAUCUUGAAAUGAGAAAAAGCACUAAUUUAGUUUAAAAUGUCACUUUUUGGUUUUUAUUCUACAAAAACCAUGAAGUAUUCUUUCUCUCUUUCUUUUUUGUUAAAUCAGAUUAUGUUUUUUUUAUGAUUCAUGUUUAUGAGCAGAGUGGAGUUUAACAAUCCUAGCUUUAAAAUAAAAAACUAUUUAAUGUAAGAUAUUCUCCGCAUCAUUCAGAUAUUUUGUAUAUCCCCCAUGGUCUUUAUUCUGUACUUUUAAUGUACAUAUUUCUGUCUUGUGUGAUUUGUAUAUUUCACUGGUUAAAAAAAACAUUGAAAGGCUUAUGCCAAUGGAAGAUAGAAUAUAAAAUAAAAUGUUACUUGUAUAUUGGUAAGAGGUUUCAGUUGUCCUUCAGCUAAUUCAUGUAGAGAAAUAUUUUUAGUUGAAGCCACAAGAGACAGCUUAGGGCAGUUAUGUGAGUUAUGUGUUCAAAUAACAGAAUAGUGGACUUUUUUUUCUUUCUUUCUUUCUUUCUUUCUUUUUUUUUACCAAAACCAAACUGUUGGGAAACCUCAAUAGAGCUCUAUAUGUAUUGGAGCAAAAGUGGAAUUCUCUUCUCCUAUAUAUGUUCCUUCAAAAAGAGAGAAAGAAUCAAGCAGAUGGCUCGAAGCUGGUCACAGGACUGCUCACAUUCUUUUGGCAUUAUGCAUGCGACUUAAUUGUUUUAGAGUGUGUUGCUAUUGUAACAUCCCAGAGAUGAACCAAAAAGACUCACGCUCUCACCCAUGAGCAGCUUUUCAGCUUAUACACACAUGCAUGUACAUGUGUGCACGCAUAUCUGUAUGUUUUCUUGUGCUUGCCACUACAAGCUUUGUGCCUCUCUAUUCAGGUUGACCAGGUAUCUUUUGGGGCAUCUCUAUGUCCCAUUUGAGGGCAGUCUUUAUGGAAAAAAGCAAGGGUCUGCAGAGAACAGAAACUAAAGAUUCCUUGUGUGGUGUGCAAUUAAUAGAAGGCCUCCUGCUUUCUGGAAAUGUAGACCAGAACCUGGUUAGGACUAUAGACUGAUAAAUUAGCUAGUCCUUUGCCUUUUUCUCCACCACACUCCCCACUCCCCUUUCUUUCCGGAUAACCUUGUAACAUAUUGAAACCUUUAAAGGAAACCAAGAAAGCAUUAUUACACACACACACACACACACACACACACACUACAGUAGACCAACAUAUAGAGUGUUUAAAAUAGCAUUUCUGGGCAAAUUCAAAUGCUUGUGGCUCUAGGACGCACAUCUGUUUCCGUUUUUCUUCAGUUGUAUAUUGACCAGUGUUCCUUAUUGCUAAAACAUAUACUUGGUGAAGCAAUGUCAGCAUCUUUUUCUUUCCCAUUCUGGAGAGCAUUCAAGACCUUCCCAGUACAGGAACAUCAAUGAAGCAUUUAUAUACAGGCAGUGGCAAACAGAACCAUGCUCAAAAUGGUCAGCGCUGGGCUCCAGGGGAAGGCUAGCUUGCUCCAGUCCUGUUUCUUUGUGCUCCUGACCUUGGGGGCUGCUGCUUCCCAGGACAACAGCUGCCUGCCUGCACUCUGUUUUUCGAGGAUUUUUUCCAAUACCCAGUUCCAAUGUGUCUUUUUUCUGCAACCUUAUUCAAGCCACUGGAACCUUCAGAUAGAGCCCGAGAGCAGGUUGCCACAACCUGUGGACAGGAGCUGUAUUAACUUGAUUGCUAGUAUGAAGUAGUAUUAACGUGAUCGCCAAUGAAAGGCACCUGCAAUAACUGUUUAGUCUGAAAUAUAGGUAGAGAGUGAGCGGGGAUGGCGAAGUUGCUUGUAACUUUUGGUACAUGUUUGAUGCACACAGGCAUGGAGGCAAGUGCUAAAUCGCUGCACUGUUAUUGUAAAGCAUACUUUAAAAAUAUUUAUUGUUUUGGAAAGCAUUUUCUAGUUUUCCCUCUCUUGGUGGAGCUGUAAACAAGAUGCCAUGUUGUGAAGGUUUAAGAUGAAAUUUCUUAAACUGCAGAAACAUUUAGAGACCUAAGAAUUAAAACUUAUAAAUGGGAUCUUCGAAUUUGCCUGUUAACAUGGAGUUUACACUUAAAUCUGAUGACUGGAUGGUCUUUUAUGUUAGGGAAAUACCUUGUUAGCGGAAUUUUAUAAAGCAGAUGUAAUUAAAGGUCGAUGGGAGCCGAUCUAAUAAUGACAGGAGAGACUUACAACUUAGACCAAUCUUUAUACAUUUUGCUGAGUUAGAAAGGAGAUAAAGAUUAUUUAUUUUUGUUCAUAU